GUGGUGGCGGUGCCUGUGGCGGCGGGAGCGGGCGGCGGCGGCGACCAAGACGGAGGCGGAGGCGGAGGGGGACUGUCCACUGGUCGCCGCGGAGAGGCGUGCGAGGUCGAGUCGAGCCCCGACGACCCUGCUGCCCCGGCCCGGCCGCCAGCCACGGGCUGGUCUCUGGCAGCUGCAGCUGCGCGGCGACCCCCAUCCCUCCGGCUCCGCUGCCCACCCCACCGCCCGCAGUCUUCCUCCUCUUGCUGCGCGCCCGGCCCGGCCUGGCCGUGGCCCUCCUCGGUGCCGGCCGCCAUGGCAGAGGCGUCCGGCGCGGGGGAAAUCUAGCCCGGGGAUUUCAUGCGGCCUAGCUUGGUUCCGCCUCCUCCCCCCGCGGCGCCGGCGGCUGCCUGCACCCCAGCCCUACUCCGGGCCUCCGUGUGUCUCCUGUGAUCGUACUGACACGGCCGGGGGGUUAGAAUGGAACAAAGUGAAGGCCCGAUGAGAGAAAGGGAAAGUUAAGGAUGCUGGAGCAGAACAAUGGAUUUCUCUUUCUCUUUCAUGCAAGGGAUCAUGGGAAACACAAUUCAGCAACCACCUCAACUCAUUGACUCCGCCAACAUCCGUCAGGAGGAUGCCUUUGAUAACAACAGUGACAUUGUUGAAGAUGGUGGCCAGACACCAUACGAAGCUACCUUGCAGCAAGGCUUUCAGUACCCACCUACAACAGAAGAUCUUCCUCCACUCACAAAUGGCUACCCAUCAUCAAUCAGCAUGUACGAAACUCAAACCAAAUACCAGUCCUAUAAUCAGUAUCCCAAUGGGUCGGCCAAUGGCUUUGGUGCAGUUAGAAACUUUAGCCCCACUGACUAUUACCAUUCAGAAAUUCCAAACACAAGACCACAUGAAAUUCUGGAAAAACCUUCUCCUCCACAGCCACCACCUCCUCCUUCAGUACCACAGACUGUGAUUCCAAAGAAGACUGGCUCACCUGAAAUUAAACUAAAAAUAACCAAAACUAUCCAGAAUGGCAGGGAAUUGUUCGAGUCUUCCCUUUGUGGAGACCUUUUAAAUGAAGUACAGGCAAGUGAGCACACAAAGUCAAAGCAUGAAAGCAGAAAAGAAAAGAGGAAAAAAAGCAACAAGCAUGAUUCAUCUAGAUCUGAAGAGCGCAAGUCACACAAAAUCCCUAAAUUAGAACCAGAGGAACAAAAUAGACCAAAUGAGAGGGUUGACACUGUAUCAGAAAAACCAAGAGAAGAUCCAGUACUGAAAGAGGAGCUCCCGGUUCAGCCGAUGUUACCUUCUGUUCCAACAACAGAAGUGUCCGCUGGUGUUAAGUUCCAGGUUGGCGAUCUUGUUUGGUCUAAGGUGGGAACGUAUCCUUGGUGGCCUUGUAUGGUUUCAAGUGAUCCCCAACUCGAGGUUCACACCAAAAUUAACACAAGAGGUGCCCGGGAGUAUCACGUCCAAUUUUUUAGCAACCAGCCAGAGAGGGCGUGGGUUCACGAAAAGCGGGUCCGAGAGUACAAAGGUCACAAACAGUAUGAAGAACUACUGGCCGAGGCGACCAGACAAGCCAGCAAUCACUCUGAGAAACAGAAGAUUCGGAAACCCCGGCCUCAGAGAGAACGUGCUCAGUGGGAUAUCGGCAUUGCCCACGCAGAGAAAGCGUUGAAAAUGACCCGGGAGGAAAGAAUCGAACAGUAUACUUUUAUCUACAUUGAUAAACAGCCUGAGGAGGCUUUAUCCCAAGCAAAAAAGAAUGUUGCCUCCAAAGCCGAAGUUAAAAAAACCCGAAGGCCAAGAUCAGUGCUGAAUACUCAGCCAGAACAGACCAGUGCAGGCGAGGCGGCCUCCUCACUAUCAGGUACUGAAAUUCGGAGACACAGCCAGAGGCGGCACACGAGCGUGGAAGAGGACGAACCACCUCCCGUUAAAGUAGCCUGGAAAACGGCAGCUGCGAGGAAAUCCUUACCAGCUUCCAUCACAAUGCACAAAGGGAGCCUGGAUUUGCAGAAGUGUAACAUGUCUCCAGUUGUGAAAAUUGAACAAGUGUUUGCUCUUCAGAAUGCUACAGGAGAUGGGAAAUUUAUCGAUCAGUUUGUCUAUUCAACGAAGGGAAUUGGUAACAAAACAGAAAUAAGUGUCAGGGGACAAGACAGACUUAUAAUUUCUACACCAAACCAGAGGAAUGAAAAGGCAACUCAGAAUACGUCAUCUCCUGAAACAACAUCUGGUCCUGCAGGCUCAGUAGAAAAGAAGCAACAGAGAAGAUCCAUUAGAACCCGUUCCGAAUCAGAGAAAUCCACUGAGGUCGUGCCAAAGAAGAAGAUCAAAAAGGAGCAGGUUGAAACAGUUCCUCAGGCUACAGUGAAGACUGGAUUACAAAAAGGUGCCAGCGAGAUUUCAGAUUCCUGUAAACCUCUAAAGAAAAGGAGCCGCGCCUCAACUGAUGUAGAAAUGGCUAGUUCCACGUACAGAGACACGUCUGACUCCGAUUCCAGAGGACUGAGUGACCUGCAGGUAGGCUUUGGAAAGCAAGUCGAUAGCCCUUCGGCUACUGCAGAUGCAGAUGUUUCUGAUGUGCAGUCCGUGGAUUCCAGUUUGUCAAGAAGAGGCACUGGAAUGAGUAGGAAGGACACUGUCUGUCAGAUCUGUGAGAGCUCUGGGGAUUCUCUGAUUCCUUGUGAGGGAGAAUGCUGCAGACACUUCCACCUGGAGUGCCUGGGACUGACAUCGUUCCUGGAUGGAAAGUUCAUCUGCGUCGAAUGCAAAACUGGAGAGCACCCGUGUUUUUCAUGUAAAGUGUCUGGUACAGACGUGAAGCGUUGCUCUGUUGGUGCUUGUGGGAAAUUUUACCAUGAAGCCUGUGUCCGCAAAUUCCCCACUGCCAUCUUUGAAUCAAAAGGAUUCCGCUGUCCCCAGCACUGCUGCUCUGCCUGCUGUAUGGAGAAAGAUAUCCACAAAGCAAGUAAAGGUCGCAUGAUGAGAUGUUUGAGGUGCCCAGUAGCCUACCACUCUGGAGAUGCUUGCAUUGCUGCCGGCAGCAUAUUUGUGUCUUCCUACGUUCUCAUCUGUAGUAAUCAUUCCAAACGGAGCAGUAACUCUUCCUCUGCUGUAAAUGUAGGCUUUUGUUUCGUUUGUGCAAGAGGGCUGAUAGUGCAGGACCAUUCAGACCCCAUGUUCAGUUCCUAUGCCUAUAAGUCCCACUACCUACUGAACGAAUCAAAUCGUGCAGAGUUGAUGAAAUUACCUAUGAUUCCUUCUUCGUCAGCUUCCAAAAAGAAAUGUGAGAAAGGUGGAAGAUUGCUCUGCUGUGAGUCGUGCCCGGCUUCCUUCCACCCGGAGUGCCUGAGCAUAGAGAUGCCAGAAGGCUGCUGGAAUUGCAAUGACUGUAAAGCUGGCAAGAAACUACAUUACAAGCAGAUUGUUUGGGUCAAAUUGGGAAAUUACAGAUGGUGGCCAGCGGAGAUCUGCAACCCCCGGUCUGUGCCGCUCAACAUCCAGGGCCUCAAGCACGACCUGGGGGACUUCCCCGUGUUCUUCUUUGGUUCUCACGACUACUACUGGGUACACCAGGGCAGAGUGUUCCCUUACGUCGAAGGAGACAAAAGCUUUGCUGAGGGACAGACUAGUAUUAACAAGACCUUCAAAAAAGCGUUGGAAGAAGCUGCAAAACGUUUCCAGGAAUUGAAAGCGCAAAGAGAAAGUAAAGAAGCACUAGAGAUUGAAAAAAACUCAAGGAAACCCCCUCCUUACAAACACAUCAAAGCUAACAAAGUAAUAGGAAAGGUGCAGAUCCAGGUUGCAGACCUGUCAGAGAUUCCCCGCUGUAACUGCAAGCCGGCUGACGAGAACCCGUGUGGCUUGGAGUCCGAGUGUCUGAACAGAAUGCUGCAGUACGAGUGUCACCCGCAGGUGUGCCCGGCGGGGGAGCGCUGCCAGAACCAGUGCUUCACCAAGAGGCUCUACCCGGAUGCAGAAAUCAUCAAGACGGAGCGGAGAGGCUGGGGCCUCAGGACCAAAAGGAGCAUUAAGAAGGGUGAAUUUGUAAAUGAAUAUGUUGGCGAAUUAAUUGAUGAGGAAGAAUGCAGAUUGCGAAUCAAGCGAGCCCACGAGAACAGUGUAACUAAUUUUUAUAUGUUAACUGUUACCAAGGACCGUAUCAUUGACGCUGGCCCGAAGGGAAAUUAUUCUCGCUUUAUGAACCACAGUUGUAAUCCAAACUGUGAAACACAAAAGUGGACGGUGAAUGGAGAUGUUCGAGUUGGCCUUUUUGCUCUUUGUGACAUUCCUGCAGGGAUGGAGCUAACAUUUAAUUACAACCUGGACUGUCUGGGCAACGGCCGGACGGAGUGCCACUGCGGGGCGGAUAACUGCAGUGGUUUCCUCGGCGUGCGGCCAAAGUCGGCAUGUGCGUCCACAACUGAAGAAAAGGCAAAAAACGCUAAGCUGAAGCAGAAGAGACGAAAAAUCAAAACAGAGCCGAAGCAGCUGCACGAAGAUCACUGCUUCCAGUGCGGGGACGGCGGCGAGCUGGUCAUGUGCGACAGGAAGGACUGCCCCAAGGCCUACCACCUGCUCUGCCUCAACCUGCCCCAGCCGCCCUACGGAAAGUGGGAGUGCCCGUGGCAUCAGUGCGAUGAGUGCAGCGGCGCAGCCGUGUCCUUCUGUGAGUUCUGUCCGCGUUCGUUCUGCAAAGACCACGAAAAGGGGGCUCUGGUGCCCUCCGCCCUGGAAGGCCGUCUCUGCUGCUCUGAACAUGACCCUGUAUCUCCCGUGUCACCCGAAUACUGGAGCAAGAUCAAAUGUAAAUUGGAAUCACAAGACCACGGAGAAGAAGUCAAAGAAUAAACGGGCAGUGAUUUCCUUCUUUUUUUAUUUAAACGAAGAAAGGAAAAGAAAAAAGUAGAGAAUGCGUUAGUACAAGAAGAGGCCGCUGCAGUGCCUGCAGCCUUGGCCAUCGGCGCUGCCGAAUUAAAGUGAAGGUGGGGAGCCAGGCCGUGCAAGCAGAAGCCGUUCGUGGGAUCUGGCUUUUCGGUUUCGUUCUGUCAGUCUGGGGAUUCUGUUGUGGAGGGUUAGAUUCCCUUGGUCUUUUCUUGCCUUUUAUUGUGCUUCAAUGCCUUUGCAGCUGGCAAAAGAGAUGUCUUCGCUUUUAAAAUAAGAACAAAGAGAAAAGAAAAUUUUGUUAAUGAGAUAAAUUUAAAGUCUAGGAUGUGUUCCUUGGGUGUAAAAAGCAAAAGUAGCCAUCAUUCCUUUAUUUAUUUUCAUUUUUAAAAUUUUGAGAAGUGUAGUUCAGAUAGUCUAAUCUGUGUGUGUGUGUGUGUGUGUGUGUGUGUUAAGUAGGAAUUGCAGAAAGCCCUCUAGAAAAGGGUAUGGUGGUCUUACAUACCUCUUUCCUGAGCAGUAGGGAGGCUGGCUUUGCUUUCUCUUCCAGACGCCUCUCGUAGUCUUAGAGAAGGGCUCUGUGGGAGUAUUGAAUCUGGCCUCUUGAAAUCAAAAGGCCUCAGUGAAUAUUACCUCUGUGGUCUUAAACUAGGUGGGCUUUCCGGUAUAACUUUACCUAGAGAGGUAUAUAAUGUUGUUGUUGGUUUUUUGUUUUGGAGAAAAAAAGAAAUCGAUGCCCUCACUGAGUUUGAAACGUUCUCCACUGAUAAUGGGUGUUUUUGAUGAAGUGUGUCUCUGUGGAUAUGAAUACAGAGUUAGAAUGGUCAUUCCUGUUGUCUUGACACACUGGUAAAGGCAGCUAAAGGGAGAUGAAAGGCACAGACCAAAAGUUGGGUCAAAUAAGCCCCAUUUUCUAUCCAAUUUAAUGUACACCCUGGUCUGACUUGGAGAGAAUUAUGGGCAUUUUAAUUUUCUGUCUCUGCUUUCCUCUCCCAAGCAAACAUUCCCUUUGUCAGCUGACCACUCAGUCACAUGUCCUGGUGAAAACUACACAAAUGAAUUUGAACUGUGUAUUUGAAUAGAUCUUUUUGUUCAGUUCCUAAUUUGGGGGUGAAAGUGGUAGGGGGCAUCCCCAAGUUAUAUGUAAACAGUUACCCAGUACUUAAACUCACCCCCACUGAGGAAGGGGAAGCACUUGUACUUCUACAGGGUAAAUGAGAGCCACACAAACACACUUCAUGGCAGGAAGCACUUAGGGAGAGCUCCACAGAAAGCAGUGAUAGCAAGAAUGGUUGGAGCUCAUAGACGCAAGUGAACCGGAAUAUCUGCCCACAGAACUCACUUGCUUUUAAUGCUUAGGAAUAUGUAUAUUCCAGGAUUCCCUGUAUGAAUUAAUUAGUCCUGUCAGACAUUGUUGUAACACUGUACUAAGUAGAAGCCUAGGUUUAGCUUGAAUGAACGUCAACUUCUCUGUGAAUUUUGACUGCUAACAAUUGCCGGUACCUGGUAGCAUUUAUUUUCCCUCAAGAAGUACCCAGUGACCUUAUAAAGGCAGGGAAGAUAGAUGCUCCACAACAUUCCUUCAGUUGCGCUGUGUGUUCCUUUUUCUUAUCAAUUUAGAAUUCUUCUCUGGAAAAAAGGAGAAAAAAAUCUGUUUUGUGCUUCUUUUUUUUUUUUUUUCUUUGUAUGUAAAUGUGCAAUUAUACUGGAUUUUUUCUUGUUAAAAAAAAAAAAAGAAAGAAAACAAACAAAAAACACUACAAUUCCUUUACUUAAGCUCCUAAACUGCCAUUUGCCUGAUUCCAGCAAAUAAUUCUGAGGUAACUUAUUGGGCCUCCAGUAAUUCUGUUGAUUAGAUAUGGUCCCAAAAGAAAGAGCAAGACAGAAAAUGCUAUAUGUAUUACCAAAUGCGACUGCUACAAGUCACAUGAAUUACAGCUCACCAAAACACUAAAGUUUGCUCUUGAGCAAUUAUCUAGUUUGAUGUCCUUUUAAAAAAUAAUUUAAGAAAAUCUAGGUUUUAUCAUACUAAAACUUUAUUUUAUAUAUGUAUAUGAUAAAUGUUUGCUUUUUUAAACUUACUAACAUGAAGGAUUUCCUUUAAUAUUCGAAAUGCACCUCGUGUUGAAACGGUAUCCAACAUGGAAUCUUAUCUCCUUGCUUUGUUUUGGACUUAGUGCUAUUUAAUAUCUGGUGACUUUUAUAUGGUAAGCCAGGGUAUAUCCUGUAUACUACAAAUACCUUAGGUUUAAGUAUUUUUAUGCAGCUUCUUCAUCGUGUCACAUUUUGUUUGUGUGUCUGUAGCAGAGCUCUGCUGAGGUUUUUUAAUUGGG
Balaenoptera ricei (Rice's whale) is the source of this 7202-nucleotide messenger RNA. It is a transcript of the gene NSD3, whose product is annotated as nuclear receptor binding SET domain protein 3. Gene Ontology annotation, biological process: regulation of DNA-templated transcription. Gene Ontology annotation, molecular function: histone H3K36 methyltransferase activity. The coding region runs from base 520 to 4836 and encodes 1438 amino acids. The record is from RefSeq and is a predicted model, not a curated record. The transcript is spliced from 24 exons. Gene Ontology annotation, cellular component: chromatin; nucleus. NCBI's taxonomy places the organism in Eukaryota, Metazoa, Chordata, Mammalia, Artiodactyla, Balaenopteridae.